This is a messenger RNA of Dendroctonus ponderosae (mountain pine beetle), 1625 nucleotides long. RefSeq names its product mitochondrial enolase superfamily member 1. The coding region runs from base 166 to 1518 and encodes 450 amino acids. NCBI's taxonomy places the organism in Eukaryota, Metazoa, Arthropoda, Insecta, Coleoptera, Curculionidae. The transcript is spliced from 7 exons. The record is from RefSeq and is a predicted model, not a curated record. Gene Ontology annotation, biological process: carbohydrate catabolic process; amino acid catabolic process. Gene Ontology annotation, molecular function: L-fuconate dehydratase activity; magnesium ion binding.
UAUUGGCUUGAGUAGCCCCAGCGACACUGAACCGUAGAUAAAACGAUAUCUUUCGACUACUGGAAAUACGUACUGGAAGCGUGCUUAUAAAUAAGCGCACAUCAAAAGCGUCGUUCCAGUACUCCGGACGAGUCGCCACGCCAGUUGACUUCUUGCUACCAAAUCAUGUCCAGCACCGAAGAAAAUCUGAAGGUGGUUGCAGUUGAAGUGAGGGAUAUUCGUUUUCCCACUUCUUUGCAAUCCGAUGGAUCCGAUGCCAUGCACACCGAUCCCGAUUAUUCUUGUGCUUAUGUCACCAUCAGGCUCGCUUCUGGACUGGAAGGAAACGGACUAACUUUCACCAAUGGGAGAGGAACGGAAAUUGUCGUACAAGCAGUGAAGUCAUUGAGCUACAUCGUGGUGGGCAAAAUCGUGACUGAGAUCUACAAGGACUUUGCCACCUUCUGGAGAUCGGUGACUAGCGAGGGACAGAUCCGAUGGAUUGGUCCUGAAAAAGGUGUAACGCACUUGGCAACAGCAGCCAUCAUCAACGCCUUGUGGGACCUGUGGGGCAAAUUGGUGAAGAAACCAGUUUGGCACUUGUUGGCCGAUCUGGAGCCGGAAGUGCUCCUCUCCGUGAUUGACUUUAGAUAUGUGACCAACUGCGUCACCAAAGCGGAAGCUUUGCAGCUGCUCAAGCAGGGCCAAGUCGGGAAGGAGGAGCGGAUAAAAAAACUACUCCAAACCGGAUACCCAUGCUACACUACCCAAGCAGGUUGGUUGGGAUAUCCAGACGAAAAGAUCAGAGAACUGGCUCAGAAAUACCUGGAUAUGGGCUACACAGUCUUCAAAGUGAAGGUGGGCAAGAAUCUGCAGGAUGACAUCAAAAGAUGCAAGUUGCUCAGGGAAAUUAUCGGCUACGACAGAACUUUGAUGGUGGACGCUAACCAGGUGUGGGAGGUUCAAGAAGCCAUCGACUGGAUGAAAGAGCUGGCACAGUUCAAGCCAUUAUGGAUCGAGGAGCCCACCAGCCCUGAUGAUGUUUUGGGACAUGCGGAGAUCGCCCGGGCUCUGAAACCGCUCGGAAUUGCCGUCGCUACCGGAGAAAUGUGCUGUAACCGAGUACUCUUUAAGCAGUUUAUGCAAGCCCAAGCUCUAGAGUACUGCCAAAUUGAUUCUGCUCGUAUCGGUGGAAUUAACGAGAUCUUGAGCGUGUACUUGAUGGCCAAGAAGUUAGGAGUAAAAGUAUGCCCACAUGCUGGAGGCGUCGGCCUGUGCGAAAUGGUGCAACACUUGCAAAUGUGGGACUUUGUGGCUCUUUCGGGUACCAGCGAAGGACGCGUGGUGGAAUUCGUCGACCAGCAACACGAACACUUUGUUAAUCCGUGCAUUAUCAAAAACGCGCACUACACAGCACCUUCUGCUCCUGGUUACAGCACCACUAUGAAACCAGAGUCCAUCGCCGCCUACGAGUACCCUAAUGGAUCGGAGUGGCAGUCUUUGUUCGCAAAGGGUUUGUUCCAGGAUCCCAAAAAGUAGGCUGGUUUUUUCCUGCCCUCCUAGACGGGGACAAUUUUUUCUUGAAGGUGUCUUAUUGGAAGUGCUGCUAGUUAAGUGUAAAUAAAGACAGGAUGUCUGCCAAUAAA